AUGUCUAUAAAUCAAGUUGAAGCAGAGAAAAGCAACCUUGCCAGUAACAUUCCAUUUGUAUUUCUCGAUCAAUCGGAAAGAGUAAUAUUUUCUUCUCCUACUGCAAGACAAUCUUUAUGCCUUAGCCUGAUGGACUGUAAAAUUGGUCAAGUAAACAUAACAGCAAAAAAUGGCACUUUAUUUUUGACAAACAAAAGGCUCAUAUAUAUGACUGGCUCACAAGGCGAUAUAAACAAUUUUCAGAUUAUCUUAAAAGACGCUUCUUCGUUGCGAUUUUCUCACGAACUCAAGUCGCCCUUGCUCGGGGCAAAUUAUUGGGAAUUUGUGUUUUUCAGUUCUGCUGGAGGUCCCAGUAAUAUGUCACCAAAGGAUCAAUGGUUCAAGGGCCAGAUAAAAUUCAAUGAUUCUGGAAUAUUCAAUUUCAUUCAAAAGUUCGAUGAAGUACUCCACGAUUCAAUAAAUAAUCAAAAUGUUGACGAAGAGCUUCCUAGAUAUACACCCACGAUUCAAUAA
Molecule: messenger RNA, 513 nt
Organism: Priceomyces carsonii
Lineage: Eukaryota; Fungi; Ascomycota; Pichiomycetes; Serinales; Debaryomycetaceae
Exons: 1
Coding region: 1-513 (170 amino acids)
Source: RefSeq, a predicted model, not a curated record